AUGAGAGCCACACAGAGUAGGCAAAAGUCCUAUGCUGAUAAAAGAAGGCGGCCAUUGGAGUUUGAUGAAGGUGAUCAUGUGUUUCUACGGGUUACCCCAACCACGGGAGUUGGAAGGGUUCUAAAAUCGAGGAAGUUGACACCGCGGUUUAUAGGACCCUAUCAGAUUACGCGGAGAAUUGGGCCGGCAGCCUACGAAAUUGCCUUGCCACCUCAUCUAGCGAACUUGCACAACGUAUUCCAUGUUUCUCAGUUGAGGAAAUACGUUGCUAGUCCAGACCAUGUAUUAGAGGCUGAUGAUGUACAAGUGCGGGAAGAUUUGACCAUACCAGCUGGACCGGUUCGCAUCCUGGACUCUCAAGUCAAACAUCUGAGGGGUAAGAAGAUAAAUACGGUGAAGGUGCUUUGGGAUGAGGCGACUCAGGAGAUGACCUGGGAGAUGGAGGAUCGCAUGAAGUUAUCCUAUCCACAUCUGUUUCCUGUGGGGGCUGAAGUGAGAGAAGGCAAGGGAGAUCAAUUGGAGUUCAAGGAAAGAAGUAGAAGAAUAUCGGGGAAAGCUUUAAUCCAGGUUAGGGGAGUUGUUUUGCUUGUAUAUGUAUAUGAAUAUGUUGAUCGUGUUUUUCUGGACGAUAUGAAAUGUGUAAAUUGA
Molecule: messenger RNA, 648 nt
Organism: Vigna unguiculata (cowpea)
Lineage: Eukaryota; Viridiplantae; Streptophyta; Magnoliopsida; Fabales; Fabaceae
Source: RefSeq, a predicted model, not a curated record